AUGACGGGAUCUCGUAAAAUAGCCGAAGUUGGCACGGAUUUGCUGAAGAAAGUGCACAAUGUCAAAUAUCGUGUCGCUGGUAAAGGAAAGUCGCCUAUUGGCGUCUUGGUAGUUUAUCAGAAUCGCGUAGAAUGGAUCCAGAACGACGAAACUACUCCAACUUUGACUAUUCUUUACUCCAACGUUAAAAGUAAGACAAGUUUUUGAAUAAGGAUGUUUCAAGUUUAGUCCAAAGGAUUUCUCAGCCAAACAAAGACAAGGUGCAAUUACAAAUAUGCAUGAACAACGAAGAUCAAGCCACUUUCGUAUUCAUGAAGCCAGGAGUUACCAAAGAGCAAUUGACACAUGAAAGAGAUUCGAUCAAGGAAACUAUUCAGGCAGCUUUGUUGAGAUACAGACAGAUUAAUCAAGCGGUAAGAGACUUUAAGAUAUUGCACAUGGAUAUUUGUUUGAACUCGUUUUUUGUGAUUGGUUACCUAAAACAAUUUUUAUAUAUUUUGUUGUUUUCAGAAAACAGUGAAAGCAGCAAAAAGCCAGAACGAUGCAUUAGAAGCCAAAAAGAAGCUGUUAUUGGAGGACCAGCGACUUCAGAUGUUAUACAGACAUUUGGUGUCAACAAAAUUGAUUACUCCAAAGGAAUUCUGGGAUCUAAACAAGAUUCCUCAGACUUCCAAGGAUGAGUUGGGUAUUCCAAGUGGUUUUCUGAGUUCAAUCAGUCAGACUGAAGAAGGGAAUGGGAUCAGAAUGAAUCUCACCAUGGAUACGAUUCAUGCCAUUUUCAAAACAUAUCCUAUUGGUGAGUUAUUAUUAAUAUAUAGUGCUUAAAAGAGUUUUUGAGUAGUAAUGCCCAGCAUUAUUUGAUGGCAAUAUCUUUUAGUUGAGAAGAAGCACUUGGAGUUAGUACCUCACGCUAUGACAGAACAGGAGUUCUGGGCCAAGUUCUUUCAGUCCCAUUACUUUCACAAAGAAAAGGACAUGAAUGAGGAUCCUAAUGAUCCCUUCUUCGAAUGCGACAAGAAUGAUGCCAAAGAGAUCAACAACGAGAAGAACGAAGCCAGAUGUAACCCGAUUCUGGAUCUUAACUAUCUUCUGGAAGACCUGGGCAUUGUAUCGGAAAUUGUAAGUAUCUAACGCUUUUGAACAUUUUAGUUAUUAUUUUAGGUACUAAAUUUUUUAUUUAUAACAGAGCAUUUUUAUUGUUUUAAAUACAUUUUUAGCGAUCUACUGGCAACAACAAGAACGAUGAGGACGAAGAGAUUGAUAGGCUUAUCAAGAGAUGUAACUAUCAUUCCGGCAGAUUAUUAGCCGCAUUGAUGGGCCACGAACCUUCUUCUACUGAAAAUGUAAGGUUUAUAUAAAAAAAAGAGUUAAAUAUGGAACUUCAUUUUUUCUUUUUAACGGUUUAUGUUGUUUAAAAAAGUAUUAAGGCAUAUGAUUAUAUUUUCUUGCUUUCAGGCUGAUAAAAUGGAAGUAGAUGAAGAAAAACACGUCGGUUACGAGUUGAAUUUGGAGAGUGAAGACCUGGCUGAAAUGGAACAUGACAGUAGUUUUAACAAUCUCAAUGUUAAUGUCAAGAGUAAUUUAUAUACAGUCGGACCCAAAGAAUACCCUGCAGAAGACUCGAGAAGAUGGAAGAAUAAGAUGAUGAAGCUGACUGAAGAGUCGACUUGCACUGAGGUCUGUGAAUUUUGAGAAUUGUCGUUAGUAAUGACAUAUUAAUGUUGAAUAUGUUUUCUGUAAUUGACUUGUGUAAUUGUUUAUGUUGUUGUAGGAGUUUGAACAAGAGUUUUUCGACGGACUUUUGAGUAGAACUAGCAAGUCUGAAGUGCUCCAGCAGAAAGAAGACUUCUUUGCUGGACUUAAGAAACAGACUAUCCAAGAAUUGACUACGCUUUACUCUGUAACUUGGGAACUACUACGACACUUCUGGAAUUGUAUGCCUCCAGUCAAUGACGAUAUGGAGAAAAAGGUAACGUCUUGAAUAUACAGACAGUAUAUUAGACAAUACUGUAGUUCUUGUGGUUAACAACACUGAAUAACUUGUGUUUUUAUUGACAAAAUAUGUUAUUUUUACAUUAGUAUGUGACUAAGAUGUGAUUUUUCAGUUGGAUCAAAUGAACCAGACUCUUUCAAAGUUCGAACAGACCUUCUUGACAUAUUCAAAGGACAGAAUCGGGGAAAAGCACGUUUCCAGACUCUUCUUCAUGCUCCAGAAGGCCAAAGACAAGUAUACGGAGUACCAGAAAAUCAAAAAAUCUCGGGGAAAAAACAAAAUGAUCUUCGCUUAA
Molecule: messenger RNA, 2288 nt
Organism: Bursaphelenchus okinawaensis
Lineage: Eukaryota; Metazoa; Nematoda; Chromadorea; Rhabditida; Aphelenchoididae
Source: the annotation of a GenBank genome assembly